Messenger RNA from Carlito syrichta (Philippine tarsier), 1182 nucleotides. It is a transcript of the gene BLK, whose product is annotated as BLK proto-oncogene, Src family tyrosine kinase. The record is from RefSeq and is a predicted model, not a curated record. Gene Ontology annotation, molecular function: non-membrane spanning protein tyrosine kinase activity; signaling receptor binding; ATP binding. Lineage: Eukaryota; Metazoa; Chordata; Mammalia; Primates; Tarsiidae. The transcript is spliced from 10 exons. Gene Ontology annotation, cellular component: extrinsic component of cytoplasmic side of plasma membrane. Gene Ontology annotation, biological process: innate immune response; cell differentiation; cell surface receptor protein tyrosine kinase signaling pathway. The coding region runs from base 1 to 1182 and encodes 393 amino acids.
AUGGGUCUGGUGAGCAGCAAGAAGCAGGUCAAGGACAGGGGCAAGGGCCGAUGGAGCCCCGUGAAGACCAGUGCCCAGAGCAAGGUCCCCCCACCGCUGCCUCCCCUGGUCGUCUUCAGCCACCUCACUCCGCCUCCUCCCGACGAAGCCCUGGACCAAGGUGAGCAUUUCGCGGUGGCUCUGCACGACUACGUCGCUGUGAACGACCGGGACCUGCAGAUGCUGAAGGGGGAGAAGCUGCGGGUGCUGAAGGGAGCUGGAGACUGGUGGCUGGCCAAGUCACUCGUCACGGGAAGGGAAGGCUACGUGCCCAGCAGUUCUGUGGCCAGAGUGGAGAGCCUGGAGGUCGAAAAGUGGUUCUUUCGAUCAAUUAGCCGGAAGGAAGCCGAGCGGCAGCUCCUGGCUCCAAUCAAUAAGGCCGGCUCCUUUCUCAUCAGAGAGAGCGAAACCAAUAAAGGCGCCUUUUCCCUGUCUGUGAAGGACGUCACCAGCCAGGGGGAGAUGAUCAAGCACUAUAAGAUCCGUUCCGUGGAGGCAGGGGGCUAUUACAUCUGCCCCCGCGUCACCUUCCCAUCGCUGCAGGCCCUGGUGCAGCACUACACUAAGAAAGGGGACGGCUUGUGUCAGAAGCUGACCCUGGCCUGCGUGAGCCCGGCUCCGCAGAACCCCUGGGCCCAGGACGCGUGGGAAAUCCCCCGGCAGUCCCUCAAGCUGGUCAGGAAGCUCGGGUCCGGGCAGUUUGGCGAAGUGUGGAUGGGCUAUUACAAAAACAACGUGAAGGUGGCCGUGAAGACCUUGAAGGAGGGAGCCAUGUCCCCAGAGGCCUUCCUGGCCGAGGCCAACCUGAUGAAGACGCUCCAGCACGAGAGGCUGGUCCGGCUGUACGCCGUGGUCACCCAGGAGCCCAUCUACAUCGUCACCGAGUACAUGGCCAGAGGAUGCUUGCUGGAUUUCUUGAAGACGGAUGAAGGUAGCAGAUUGUCCCUCCCAAGACUGAUUGACAUGUCGGCCCAGAUCGCAGAAGGGAUGGCGUACAUUGAGCGCAUGAAUUCCAUCCACCGCGACCUGAGGGCGGCAAACAUCCUGGUGUCUGAGACCUUGUGCUGCAAAAUUGCUGACUUUGGCUUGGCCCGGAUCAUCGACAGCGAAUACACAGCGCAGGAGGGUAAGGCCCCUCCCUGA